AUGAAGAGCACUCCCUUGAUCAUCAACUGGCAUGAUCAAAAUGCCCCAAUAUAUUCUGCCCAUUUCGAGCCAGCAGGCAAGGGCCGUCUAGCAACUGCUGGUGGAGAUUCCAACGUCAGGCUCUGGCAGGUCGAGAGGGACGGAGAGGACAGGAAGGUCGAGUACCUGGCCACCCUCUCCAAGCACACACAGGCCGUCAAUGUUGUCCGCUGGUCUCCGAAAAGCGAAACCCUGGCCUCCGCCGGCGAUGAUGGGAACGUCAUCAUAUGGGUGCCCUCCGAGUCCAGCAAUCCGGCCUUUGGCAGCGAUGGCUUCGAUGACAAGGAGAGCUGGCGCACAAAGCACAUGUGUCGGUCAUCUGGCUCCGAGAUAUACGACCUGGCAUGGUCCCCAGAUGGCUCGUACUUCAUCAUUGGGAGCAUGGACAACGUCGCGAGGAUAUACAAUGCUGCUACCGGUACGCUGAUACGCCAGAUCGCCGAGCACAACCACUAUGUCCAAGGCGUGGCAUGGGACCCUCUGAACGAGUAUAUUGCGACCCAGUCAUCUGACCGCUCCGUGCACGUUUACUCCCUGAGGACCAAGGACGGCCAGUAUACGUUGAGCAGUGAAACCGACAAGUGUCCCAAGAUUGCAAGUCACAUGAAGUCUGACCUGCCCCCACGCCGCAUCUCCUCCAGCAGCCCGGCGCCCCCCGACUUUGGCCACCGCGCCCAGCUGUCUGUCAUCGAUGCCGUGCCCUCCGUUGGCCCCGGCCUAACAUCUGGUGCGUCGGUCGGGUCACCGGUGCCGUCCGCCCCUGGCACGCCCACCUCGGUCGCUCUCCCUAUGAAUCCGCCCAGCGUCAUCAGCCACAGUCGAAGGUCCUCUUUCUCUUCGUCCCGUCGAUCCGUCUCUCCGGCCCCCUCGAUGCCCCUGCCUGCCGUCAUGCCGAUGGAAGCUUCGCCUAAGCCCAUCCCAACAAGCACCAACGUCAAGAAUGCUAGUCUCUAUGCCAACGAGACCCUGACCUCUUUCUUCCGGAGGCUGGCCUUCACGCCAGACGGCAGUCUAUUGCUGACACCGGCCGGGCAAUACUCGUCACAGCAGACAUCAACAGAUGGGAAACCACACUACGAAGUUGUCAACACCGUGUACAUCUACACAAGGGGCGGUAUCAACAAACCCCCAACGGCACAUCUGCCCGGGCACAAGAAGCCGUCCGUCUGUGUGCGUUGCUCGCCAAUAUUCUAUGCCCUCAGGACGUCCCCACCUGCCACAAAGCACAUUACCAUCGAUACAUCCUCGUCAGAGGAACCAAUCCCAUCGUUACCAGAACCACUCUCAAAGCCGUCCCCUGCGACGUCUGUCAUGGAUCCACCACCACCACCGUCCUCCGAGCCCAUGGGUAGAAGUCUUAGCACCGCUUCGGAGACAACGUCCACCUCAGCAGGACCGAAGGCGGCUUUCGCACUUCCGUAUAGGAUGGUGUAUGCCGUGGCAACGCAGGAUUCGGUCUUCAUCUAUGACACCCAGCAGCAAACCCCCAUCUGCAUCGUCAGUAAUCUACAUUGUGCCACUUUUACAGACCUUGCAUGGGCGGCCGACGGCACGACCUUGUUCAUCACGUCGUCAGAUGGAUUCUGCUCGACAGUCUCGUUCGCACCCACAGACCUUGGUGAGGUCUACAAGGGCGACAUCUCCGCACACAGGCGCCGUCAGGACAACCCGGACCCUGUGGCAACGCCAUCACAGAACACUCCUGUUCCAACACCAACUUCUCAGUUUGCGCCACCAUCGCCAUUCCCCAACGGCUCCCAACAUCGGCAUCGUGACUCCACGAGCUCCUUCGCGGCACCGUCCCCUCCGCCGGCAGCGGCUUUUGCCAACCAGCGGCCAUCAUCCCCCACCCGAUCCAAUUCUACCUCAUCCGUCAUUACGCAGAGCUCGACAGCACCCCCGCCACCAGGACCGCCUACCCUCGUUGCAGGUAGUGUGCCUGGCCUGACCGCCACCAAUUCUGGCAAGGUGACCGGGGUGCCUAUUGCAACUCCACCUGAAACCCCUCGGAGCACGGCUGGUAGUGUAGCCGGCACAAAGAGGGACCAGAGCGAGAGCGAAAAGGAGGAUUCGGGGUCGCAGCCCAAAAAGAGAAGGGUCGCACCCACGUUGGUCAGCGGGCCCGCCACUGACCCGAAGCCUUGA
Molecule: messenger RNA, 2184 nt
Organism: Diaporthe batatas
Lineage: Eukaryota; Fungi; Ascomycota; Sordariomycetes; Diaporthales; Diaporthaceae
Exons: 5
Coding region: 1-2184 (727 amino acids)
Biological process (GO): DNA replication-dependent chromatin assembly; nucleosome assembly
Cellular component (GO): nucleus; CAF-1 complex
Molecular function (GO): protein binding
Source: RefSeq, a predicted model, not a curated record